AAGAGCACAGCGAAUGCACAGUCAUGUUUACGGAUGUUCCUGACUUCGUGAAUAUCAACGCAAGCUGCACGCCUGCACAGGUGAUGGAUGUUAUCGCAGCGCUCUUCAAGCAAUUCGACGCUUUGGUCGAAAGAUUCGAGUGCAACAAGGUUUUAUCGCUGUUGGAUAGUUACCUGAUCGUCAGUGGAGCCCCUAAUAUCAACAAACAUCAUGCUGAGAACAUGCUCAAUUUAAGUCUGGGUCUCAUUUAUGCCGGAAGAAAUGUGAUUGUUCCUGAAUUGGAUCUUCCUAUUAGGGUAAGAGUGGGCAUCAGUUGUGGUUCGAUCGUCGCGGGUGUGGUCAGCCAUGAAAAGCCGAGGACAGUUGCAAAAAAUCAAAACUCGUUCCAAUUCCGUCAGCAUCAACCAAUCGAGUGCGGAUCAAUGAAAGUGCUUACUCAUUUCUUGGAGAAGAACGAAAAAUUGAGUGUGUGGGAAAUCGCCGGCGUUGAAAAAG
Cooperia oncophora is the source of this 495-nucleotide messenger RNA. The record is from the annotation of a GenBank genome assembly. NCBI's taxonomy places the organism in Eukaryota, Metazoa, Nematoda, Chromadorea, Rhabditida, Trichostrongylidae.